Messenger RNA from Saccostrea echinata, 1699 nucleotides. Its product is annotated as activator of basal transcription 1-like. Gene Ontology annotation, molecular function: RNA binding. Lineage: Eukaryota; Metazoa; Mollusca; Bivalvia; Ostreida; Ostreidae. Gene Ontology annotation, biological process: endonucleolytic cleavage to generate mature 5'-end of SSU-rRNA from (SSU-rRNA, 5.8S rRNA, LSU-rRNA); endonucleolytic cleavage in 5'-ETS of tricistronic rRNA transcript (SSU-rRNA, 5.8S rRNA, LSU-rRNA); endonucleolytic cleavage in ITS1 to separate SSU-rRNA from 5.8S rRNA and LSU-rRNA from tricistronic rRNA transcript (SSU-rRNA, 5.8S rRNA, LSU-rRNA). The record is from RefSeq and is a predicted model, not a curated record. Gene Ontology annotation, cellular component: nucleolus. The coding region runs from base 1 to 735 and encodes 244 amino acids. The transcript is spliced from 3 exons.
AUGGAAGAAAAAGAAACACACGAGGACCAAACUGUAGAAAAGAAACCAAAGAAGAAGCGAAAACUCCAAGAACCCGGUGUCAUCUAUUUGAGUAAAAUACCAGCAUUAAUGAAUGUAAAAACUAUCAAAGACAUUUUUAGUCAAUAUGGCGAAAUAGGAAAGGUCCUCCUCCAACCUAAUGAAAAAGCUCCAAACACAAAAAAAGGACGACUAUUCACAGAGGGAUGGGUGGAGUUUUUGGAUAAGAAAAUUGCAAAACAAGUAGCAGCAAACCUAAAUAAUACCCAGAUUGGAGGAAAAAAGAAAAGCCGUUGGCAUGAAGAGCUAUGGAAUAUAAAAUACCUUCACAGGUUUAAGUGGGCUCAUUUAAAUGAGAGACUUGCGUAUGAAAAAGCUGUGCACAAACAGAGACUUAGGACAGAGAUAGCUCAAGUGAAGCGUGUCGCCAACUUUCACAUUCAAAAUGCCGAGAAGAGACAGAAACAAAGAGCCAUUGAGGAGAGAAAACAGAGACAGGGGAAAAGUGUGGGAGGAGAUAAAGAGGAGGGGGAUUAUGAGAUAUUUCAGAGGGAGACAGAGGAGGAUACUGUGACAAGGAAGAGGAAGUUAGACUCUGUAGGAGAAACAGGCAAAACAGGAAAAAGGAAGAAGGACGAUAUCAAUAAGAAAUCAUUCUUUGCCAGAACUUCCUUAAUAAAAAGUAUAUUUUCAGGAGGUCUAAAUGAAGAUGAUUAAGAUAUCAUCUUUUCAAGAGUAAUAGUGAAAACAAUUCAGUUUUACACUCAUAUAAGUAUUGAAGUAAUGAGAUGUGGGUUUGUUUGGGUUUUUUUUUUUUCAUUUUAAUGGAUACCAGCUUCUUGAGGCAAAAAAAAAAAAUGUUCAUUGUUUGUAAAGAUAAAGAGUCUUUGAUCCUUUUUCUGAAAUUGUGUGAUAUGCACAUCCUUCCUCGAUACUGGGAAAGAUGGUUUACAAUGUUUAUAUAUAGUAAAGAUGGUUACAGUGUUGAUGGUAAAGUGAUCAUUAAGAGUUAUGUAGUACAUGAUCAAAAUCAUUGUUCUUCAAUUUUUUUUUUCAUUUUGAUCCAGUUCAAUUUUGACUUAAUCUUUAAAUAGUUCAGACCUAUAGGGUUGUGUAUUUUGAAGUAUUUCAAAUGGAGCAAAUUUAAAUGGGAAAGUGAAUUAUAGCAGUUACGUUUUAGAGGAGCUUUCACAAAUUAUAGCUGAUACAUAUUCUUAAAUCAUGUUUUUAGAAAGAUAUGUAAUGCUUGCAUCGAAUUUUAUGUGAGGAAAAUAAUUUAAAAAAAUUAAAAAUUAUGUUAAUCAGUAGAUGUAUAUACUUUUUAGGUAAUGUUUAACCUUAAAAAGGCAGUAAAAUUGAAUUUUCAGUUUUUCAAAAGAAGUAGGGCAUAACAUUUCCAAGAACUGAAUUUGCCUGCUGUCAAGAAAAUAAAACGUAAAAAUGUGUAACUUCUAAAAAUUUAAACUUCGGUAAUUUGAUAAUUGUUUGUGGUUUAUUAUUAUUAUUUUUAAGGAAGAAUCUGCCAUUAUCCAAAUUUUACUGGUAUUUGUGGUUCAGUUGGAAAAAAUCCUUAUAAAUCCUACUUAUUGCAAGGGAGGGGGGGAUAACAGAUUACAUGUGAGGAUUUUCAGUGACUUGCCUCUGUUUUAUUUGUUGGUUUUCAAUAAAUAUGUUCAUUGAU